Messenger RNA from Microthlaspi erraticum, 528 nucleotides. Lineage: Eukaryota; Viridiplantae; Streptophyta; Magnoliopsida; Brassicales; Brassicaceae. The record is from the annotation of a GenBank genome assembly.
AUGGGCGACGAAAGCGUGUUGCAAACCCAGAAAUUUCCGCUGCUGAGUUUUUACAAGGAAGGGGAGGCUAAGACAUGUGUGUUUUGGGAUUUGAAUGAUUAUCCAAUUCCUAGUGGUGUCAAUCCUGGUUCCAUGUGUGAGAAGAUUAAAGAUGCUAUUUGGGAGCAGGGUAUUGAUGGGGAUGUGUCAAUUCACGCUUAUGUUGAUGUCUCGGAACGUGAAUAUGGGGAUGCUGGAUUCCAACUGGAAGUUUUUCCCGAAUGUGAAGGGGGUAAACAUACAAGACAUUCCGCCAUGCUUGCUGACAUGGCGAUAUGGGCAGUGAUUAAUCCCAAACCAUGUAAUGUUUUUAUACUCGCAAAGGUAACGGACGACUUCUUGGCUACACAUCUUAGAUCUUGUUGUACCAGAAUUUACGGACAAGGGAGGGCUCCUGCUCAAAGUGGUUCUACGUUUCUGACUUGCAUCUUCGACUUCGCUCUACGAAGACGACGAAGACGACCAAGACGAUCAGUGUCACGCCGGUGA